Parnassius mnemosyne (clouded apollo) is the source of this 684-nucleotide messenger RNA. NCBI's taxonomy places the organism in Eukaryota, Metazoa, Arthropoda, Insecta, Lepidoptera, Papilionidae. The record is from the annotation of a GenBank genome assembly.
AUGACUGAUCACGGCGAUCUAUCCAAUCCCCGAUGUGGGCCUCAAGGGCGCUUGAAAUCCGAGCGGCUGUGGUGUGAGUUGGCAGUAACAUUAAACUCCAUUGGUGGUGGAGUAAAUAAAUCGGCAGACAAAUGGAAAAAGGUAUGGGCCGACUGGAAGUCGAAAACAGAAAAAAAAGCAUCACUAAUAAGGCGUCAUGCAAGUGGUACUGGUGGUGGGCCGAGUAUUCGCCAAACCCUCACAGCUUUUGAGGAGAGGGUGUUGGCCAUCAUGGGGAAUUUGACUGUGGAUGGUCUGCCAAGCAUUCAGGAACAAGGCUUUGGACUAUCACAAGUCAUCUCCUCGCCAACUCUGGCCCUGAGUCCACCACCAGCCACGCACCAACAAGACACAGUUGAUUGUGAAAUCACAACAGCCAAUCUCUGUGGCAAUAUCACCACCUGCGCCCACUACUCCUACACCAUCUUGCAGCUGGCAGCCACCGCACACCCUCACACAGGAGACCUCAACAUCGCAAUCCAUGAGGAGUUCAAGAGUGCAACCUGCACCUUCUACCCCUCCGCCGACCUGCAGGCGACGAUUCCCACCAACCCCGAGCUCUGGGAUAACUGCUUCCCCCACACAAACGUCUCUAAGGGCUCGCCGGAGGCGUACACUCACACCAUUCGACAGAGCGACGAGUGA